Messenger RNA from Oncorhynchus gorbuscha (pink salmon), 2869 nucleotides. Its product is annotated as putative monooxygenase p33MONOX. NCBI's taxonomy places the organism in Eukaryota, Metazoa, Chordata, Actinopteri, Salmoniformes, Salmonidae. The record is from RefSeq and is a predicted model, not a curated record. Gene Ontology annotation, cellular component: cytoplasm. The transcript has 8 exons. Bases 227 to 1225 code for a protein of 332 amino acids.
CCGCUUGUCACUGCACUUGUUAAUUUGCGUGCCCAUCCUAAAGUCAUGGAUAAGGCCGUUGUCUGUUUGUUCACCAAAAUCGGAUCAAACACAGCGCAGUUACGACAGUGAGUGGACUUUAUUGAGGCAUAGCAGGUACAUCGUCAUCAUAGAUUAGGAAGCCAGCCAAAAUCUCCACAUUCACCUUCACUCGCAUAGAUCCUGGUCCUCCAUAGCACACUGCAGAAUGGGAUCCAGACAGGGUGAUAUACCAGCACUGGAGUCUGGUGUAUCGGGGGGAUUCUUUGGGGGGUUCUCUUCCCCCAUCGGUAUGUCCAGACGAGCCUUUAGUUAUGACGAGGCCCUGGACGCUCCCAUGCACUCCCCUCCCCCUGACAUGUGUGUCAACAACCCAUGGAAGGACCCUCUCAUCCCACAGAGGAAGUUCAAGAGGAUUGUUGAGGAGGACGAGAGUGGCACUGGCAGUCAGUUUAACGUGGCAACAGCAGCAGCACCGGUCAAGCCCACUGUCCCCGUGGUCAAGGCCAAAGCCUCCUCUCUCAUGAACACACUCAUGAUCAAGCAGACCCAGGAGAGCCUCCAGAGGUUUGAGCUCCAGGCAGGGCUAACAGAAGCUGGCUAUACCCCCCACAAGGGCCUCUCUGCAGAGGACACACGAUUCCACCGCCUGGCUGAGGGGCAGAUGCCUAAGCUGAGAAUGCCAAGUGGGGACUUCAAGGAGGACAGGCUUUCGUCAUCAGCUCAAUCCACCCCUUGUGGCACCCCUUCCGGGACCCCCUCCGUUACCCCCAGCGUCAGUCCCCACGGAUCACCGAUACUCAACCGCAGGAGCUGGUUCAACAACCUGAGUCCAGCACCGUUUCUCACCACACCGGAGCUCAGCAGUCCUAACUUCAGCCCAGAAAUGGGAGGCAAUGAGGGAGGAGGAGCAGGAGGGGAGAGGUGGAGCUUCUUUGGAACUUCUCGCCCAGUAGUACAGAAGUCCUCUACUGACCCUGGUUCAGAAACCAACACAGGCUUCACUCUACAGUCGUACUUUGGCGUGCCAAAGUCCAACACCAUGGAAGGGAUUAAGACCCAGGUCAACCUCAUGGUGGAUGACCCUGCCAAGUUCAACCCCCCGAAGAUCGAGAUCAGCGGCAUCGAGGGUAAGAGACCCUCCCAGACUCGCCCACACAAACUCAAACCCCGAGACAUGAACGUCCUGACGCCGUCAGGAUUCUGAUACCCCCAGGAACCCCUUCUCCUGAAUUCUACCGACCCUCCUUGGUCCAAUUAAAGCACGAAAUGGAGUAUUUCCAACCACCUUGCCUCAAGAGGGUCACUUCUUCAGUUUCUGGGUGCUUUGGCAUAUGGUGUCCGGUUGCCAUUGUCGUCUGCGAUGUCAUGAGAUUGAAAUGGUGGUUUUGAUGUCUCAUGAGUCACUGAACCAGUAUCUGUGCUUGAGGAAACCGUAAUGUCUCAUGAGUCACUAAACCAGUACCUGUGCUUGAGGAAACCGUAAUGUCUCAUGAGUCACUAAACCAGUACCUGUGCUUAAGGAAACCGUAAUGUCUCAUGAGUCACUAAACCAGUACCUGUGCUUGAGGAAACCGUAAUGUCUCAUGAGUCACUAAACCAGUACCUGUGCUUGAGGAAACUGUAAUGUCUCAUAAGUCACUAAACCAGUACCUGUGCUUGAGGAAACCGUAAUGUCUCAUGAGUCACUAAACCAGUACCUGUGCUUGAGGAAACCGUAAUGUCUCAUGAGUCACUAAACCAGUACCUGUGCUUGAGGAAACUGUGAAUAUGACUAGAUCUUCUCUGACGCUCAGGGUCCUUCAAGUCAAAAUCCCAAUAACCGGCUCUUCAAAUGUUAUGUCAAAAUACAUUCGGUACUCACCACAAUAUGGCUUUUCGCAGAGCAACUAUCGUCGUUACUGCUGUUACGCAUGGCGUUUACCUUCUAAAAUGUAUUUUGCGAUACUGUACUGCUGCUGGAUCAGCUGACCUGUGCGUGGCAGUAAUGAGUCAUUGGAUUUGGCGCAUGCGCAUUUGGUCAAAAACAAAUAUUUUUUUACUAUUUUUUUACCUUUUUUGAAAGUUACAUACUGUGUGUAACGGCAGUAUGAAGGUAGUUGCUCUGCGAAACGCCAUAUUGUGGUGAGUACCGAAUGUAUUUUGACAUAACAUUUGAAGAGACGGUUAAAUGGGACUUUGACUUGAAGGAUCCCGGGUGUCAGAGGAGAAUCUUGUCAUAUGGUCUCCUUAAGCCCAGGUACUGGUUCAAUCAGUCCCCUGCUCUGACUGACAAAAACCGCCAUGUUUCAUUAUAUUGAACUCCCUCUCGCUAAAAGCACUGUACAGCCCCCAGCCAAUGCAAUUUCACUCAACUAGACUCCACCUCUGAUAGUCUUAUGUUCUUGUAGUUUGAUAGUUUUGUAUAGUUAUUUUGGGGGGUGGGGCAGUGAUGUGGUCUUACUGAUGUUGUGCCUAAGCUUGCUUCUGACAUCUGCCAUAUCAGUUGACUUUUUAUUUGACAGUCUUAGUACUAUUACUUACGUUCGUUAUUGGAUGAGAGUGUGGCUACUGCUAACCUCAAAUUUAAAAAAAAUAAUAAUAAUAAUAUAAAAUCCAGAUAUUAUGUUAUUGGUAUUAAAUGGUGUGUUAUGAUAUUUCCAUAUACAAGUCUGUAAUGCUUUAAGAAUAUAUUGAUAUGAAGGCCUAUUAUGCUUUGAAGUAGUCAUUUGAAAUGUGUUUUUAUAUUAACUAUUAUUUUAGAAUCAAUGCUGUUUUUGCAAGAUGUUUAUGAAUUCCAAUAGUUUGUUGCACAAGGGAUAGCUUUUCCCACUGAAUUCAGCUGUAAAUAAACUCAACACAAACAAAAUUA